CAAUAAGGGAUCAGAUUAAGCCGUGCUUUGACGAUGUCAGGAGGGAAUCUUUCUCGAUGAAGCAAUACUUAAGGAAGAAAUCGUUGCAAGAGUUUGGACUGCUACGAAAUUCCGACGACGAAGAAGACGAUGAGGACGAAUCCUCGUUUGAGUCGUCGUCGUCUGGGAGUAGCAUGCCACAUCUGAUGGCCCCACCGGAAGAUAGAGACUCGUCCGGUGAUGAGGAAGAUGAGAAUGGCAUUGGAAAAGAAAAGAAAAUGGACGAUAACUUCGAAGAAUUUCCGCCGGAAUCAUGGGAUGACGAAAUCGACGGCAAUUGCACCGAGGCACUGGGAAAUUGUAUGUUUACGAAAUCGGAACUGGACGAAUUCGGAGGCGAUUGGAGUCGCUUGGUAGCUCUUCCGGACACAACGGUUAGAAAGCGCUUGUUCGAUUUUCAGAAACGCCACCUGGUGUUUCGCAUCGCUUGGUCUUUUUUUGAAAAGAAAAUGGGAGGCGUCAUUCUCUCCAACACACGACAAACCAAACACCAGGCCAUAGAAUUCUACGACAUUGUCAAAGUCGGGCAUGAUGGACGCGAACCCCACAUUGAAGUUCAGUACGGGAACUCGCCGAACAAGGAAGAUGCGGAGAUUUUUUUGAGGGAUGAAACGAUUGAAUACAUCGAGUGCACGGACGAGGUGGCCCGUGCUUUUGAAAAACAUGUCAUGGCAUCAAGUGUAGGAAACGGUAUGAACGAUAUGUGCUCGGGACUCGUGUUCAUUCAGGGCUUUUUCGGACCAAUCUCUCCCGAACCAAUUCCCUGCGACGAGGUCGAAAUGCCACUAAUUGGUGCCGCUCCACCUAUUCCCGAUCGCAUUACCUUUGGGGUUGAGUUUGAGCUUUCCUGCAGCAUCGGAUCCCAGCCCCAGACGGUGGGGCUGGCCCUCGUGAACCACGCAGGCGUAAGGGCCAAACUACGAGUGCAAAAAUACGCGAGACCGGGACAUUACCACCUUUUCCUCGGAAGCGAAAAAAUGGAAAUUGACAACGAUUCUUUCGGCGAAGAAUGGACGUUUGUCAACGAUAGCUCGAUCGAGGGCAACCCGGACCAUGCCCACAGCUGCCAGUUCGAACUCGUCAGCCCCGUUCUCAGGGGGGAGAACGGCGUGGAGGUCUGCCGCAAGGUGUUCACGACGGCCCUGGACACCUCCGCGAUCCACGUCAACCGAAGCAUGGGCUUUCACGUCCACGUUGGCAUCCCGGACGAAAAGGCGUCCCUCGCCAUGCUGCAGUACAUUAGCUAUAGCUUUUGCCGCUUCGAGCCCGUCAUGGAUUCCUUCCUCGACGAGUCCCGGACCGGAAACCUGUACUGCAAGUCCAACCGAGACGGGGUGCUCGGCAGAGGCGACGAAUACAAGGAAAUCCCCAAAUUCGCGAAACGCAUCACACCCGCGAUGGAAAACGAGACCGGCGAGAAGAGUGCGGACGACACGAGCGACGACAACGACGACGAAAGCACCCUCCAUGGAAACAUAUUUUCGUGCGGCUCCAAGGCCGAGCUCUUCGCCCUGGUAAACCCGUCGGGCCGGUACCACAAGCUCAAUCUGAUGAACCUCAAGACCGGAAGGCAGCCCACGAUCGAGUUCCGCCAGCACAACGCCACCGAUGUCGUCGAUGAAAUCGAGGCCUGGAUCCGGUUUUGUGUGGCCUUUGUAGAGAGGUGCAUCGAUCGGGGUGAGUUUCCGGACGGAGCUGCAUCCGAGCCUAGGACGAGCACGGGAAUGGCCUCGGAGGAUGCCUCGUUGUUUGACGAGCUCUUCCGGUGGAUCGGGGACGACGGCCUCCGGCUCCACUUUCGGCGCCGUCUUCGUUAGGUUCCUGCGCCCGUUUGUUCUGUGUAAAAAAAAACAUAGUUCUCG
Molecule: messenger RNA, 1901 nt
Organism: Pseudo-nitzschia multistriata
Lineage: Eukaryota; Bacillariophyta; Bacillariophyceae; Bacillariales; Bacillariaceae
Source: the annotation of a GenBank genome assembly